ACACCUCACAGUGCUUCAAGUGACAUGUUUUCAUUUCUAUUCGCUUAUAAACUCAAUCUACCCUCGCAUUUCCUGCCAUAUAAUUAAAGUAUCCGGUUGUACCCCAUGGUGAGGGUCCGCUUGUUUCCACCUCCUUCACCGAGGGAGGGAGGCAGACUGCUCCUGGCGCUUUGGGAUUGUUUAUUUAUUUAUUUAUUUUUUUAUUCUCUUCCUCAGUGUACCUGGGAAACACCGUGCAGUGCGGUUGUGUGUGUGUGUCCUCUUUUCAUUUAAACACCAGGGAACGGGACCACAGAGGAACAGGAGGUCAAUUAAGCUGUUUUCAUGCAUAGAGAAGAAUAGAAAGAGGAGGAAAGAAGGAGAAAUGAAGAAGGAGGAAAAAGAAGAAGGAAGGGAAGGAGGAAGACGAGAAGGAAAAGAGGAAAUAUUAAGAAGACAAUAUUUUCACUGAAUUUCCAGCGUUUUAAAGGCAGCAGACGAGCAGUAAGGAGAGGCUGAGAGAAAGAGAGGAAGGACCGCGUACUUUGCUGUGCUCCCAGCCCAAGGCAAGCAGGCACGUGCCCACACUGCCACACUCCCUGCACGCCCACAGGGCCACAGGCAGCAGACGAGCCGCAAGUGUACCUGGGAAACACCGUGCAGUGCGGUUGUGUGUGUGUCCUCUUUUCAUUUAAACACCAGGGAACGGGACCACAGAGGCACAGGAGGUCAAUUAAGCUGUUUUCAUGCAUAGAGAAGAAUAGAAAGAGGAGGAAAGAAGGAGAAAUGAAGAAGGAGGAAAAAGAAGAAGGAAGGGAAGGAGGAAGACGAGAAGGAAAAGAGGAAAUAUUAAGAAGACAAUAUUUUCACUGAAUUUCCAGCGUUUUAAAGGUGGGGACCAGAUACACCAGGGAACAGUACAGCAAGACAGUCGCACAGUCGUUCCUGGUGCGGCUGAUGCGUUUGAGCAUGUCCAGCGAUGCGGAGGUGCAGACAGUGCAACACAUCCUGCACACACUGCUCCACCGGCACCACAAUGCUCACUACCUGCCCAAACCUACUGCGACAGGACGUUAAUUUCUGGCGUAAGUCGGGCACGGAGCUCCUGCUGUCGGCUCAGGAGAACUGACUUUGCCAACAAUACCCUGGCAAACCUGGAAGCUGUGUUCACCACCCCCAUGCUGCUGCUGCUGCUGCAGGAGAUUCCGGUCCGAUGAUGUGAUUGUGGAUAUUCUGAGGGUUAUGUUUCAUGUACAGGUGCCAGUGACAGGACUCCCUCCGUGCAUCCCUCCUGCAGCCCCAGGCUUCCUGCAGGACCGGACGCAGCCAGGAGCAGCGUUGCAAUGGAGGGUGCAAGGCCAGGAAACAGCAGCAGCAGCAGCAGCAGCAGCAGCAGCAGCAGUGGCAGCAGGAACAGCCUGGAGCAGCGGGCGACCCUGGGCGUGAGGACCUACACUUGUGACCACUGCGGCAAAGUGUGCUCCACCAAGGCUGCCAUUGCCAGACACGUCCUCUCCCAUGCCAGCAAGACAAGGCUGAGAGGCAGGAGUGGCCCCGCUGAACACACUGCCACCCACACUGGUGGCAGGAACCACAAGUGUGACCUCUGCGGGAAGACAUUUGUCCGGAAGAGUCAUCUUGCCUCACACAUCCUCACCCACACUGGGGAGAGAAAGUUCCAGUGCCUGGAGUGUGGCAAAAGAUUUAUUGAGAAAAGUUCCCUUAAGAAACACAUCCUCACCCACACUGGGGAGAGAAAGUUCCAGUGCCUGGAGUGUGGCAAAAGAUUUAUUGAGAAAAGUUCCCUUAAGAAACACAUCCUCACCCACACUGGGGAGAGAAAGUUCCAGUGCCUGGAGUGUGGCAAAAGAUUUAUCCACAAAAGUUAUCUUAACACACACAUCCUCACCCACACUGGGGAGAGAAAGUUCCAGUGCCUGGAGUGUGGGAAAAGAUUUAUCACCAAAAGUAAUCUUAACAGACACAUCCUCACCCACACUGGGGAGAGAAAGUUCCAGUGCCUGGAGUGUGGCAAAAGAUUUACCCACAAAAGUAAUCUUAACAAACACAUCCUCACCCACACUGGGGAGAGAAAGUUCCAGUGCCUGGAGUGUGGCAAAAGAUUUAUCCAGAAAGGUGAUCUUAACACACACAUCCUCACCCACACUGGGGAGAAAAAGUUCCAGUGCCUGGAGUGUGGCAAAAGAUUUACCCACAAAAGUAAUCUUAACACACACAUCCUCACCCACACUGGGGAGAAAAAGUUCCAGUGCCUGGAGUGUGGCAAAAGAUUUAUCCAGAAAGGUGAUCUUAACACACACAUCCUCACCCACACUGGGGAGAAAAAGUUCCAGUGCCUGGAGUGUGGCAAAAGAUUUACCCACAAAAGUAAUCUUAACACACACAUCCUCACCCACACUGGGGAGAAAAAGUUCCAGUGCCUGGAGUGUGGCAAAAGAUUUAUCCAGAAAGGUGAUCUUAACACACACAUCCUCACCCACACUGGGGAGAAAAAGUUCCAGUGCCUGGAGUGUGGCAAAAGAUUUACCCACAAAAGUAAUCUUAACAAACACAUCCUCACUCACACUGGGGAGAGAAAGUUCCAGUGCCUGGAGUGUGGGAAAAGAUUUACCCAGAAAAGUGAUCUUGACAGACACAUCCUCACCCACACUGGGGAGAGAAAGUUCCAGUGCCUGGAGUGUGGGAAAGGGUUUACCCUCAAGGGUUCCCUUGACAGACACCUCCUCACCCACACUGGGGAGAGAAAGUUCCAGUGCCUGGAGUGUGGCAAAAGAUUUACCCACAAAAGUUAUCUUAACAGACACAUCCUCACCCACACUGGGGAGAGAAAGUUCCAGUGCCUGGAGUGUGGGAAAGGGUUUACCCACAAGGGUUCCCUUGACAGACACCUCCUCACCCACACUGGGGAGAGAAAGUUCCAGUGCCUGGAGUGUGGGAAAGGGUUUACCCAGAAGGGUUCCCUUGACAGACACAUCCUCACCCACACUGGAAAGAAGAAGAGAAAACAGGCAAAAUCAUAGAUGUUGCAGUCCCCGGUGACUCCGGCCUCAGUAGAGCUGAAAGGCACAAAACUACAAAACAUCACGACCUAAAAAGUGACCAAGAACAACAUGGUCACCGACGGACACCGGUGUGACACCAGUGAGAGAAGCUGCAGCAGAGGAUCACCCAUCAAAGAGAAGAAAUCUGGCAGAUAACAAGCUUCCUGCAAGACCAAAACCACACAAGGAACCUCCUCAAGAAAACAGACAGAAUGACAGCAAGGCGCAGCGCAGGCAGCGGCCGGCCGGCCGGGCGGGAGACCGGCAGGGAGGGGCCGAGCCCCGGCCGAAGCCUUGGCACCACAGAUGAGGACAAAGACAAGAAAAUAAAGGCCAGAAAGAUGAAGAGGCAGCUUGCAGAAAAGCCAGGGGUGGUGUGCAGGCACGUGGCAAAGACCUCAACAGAAGUACAAGACCCGCCCGAGGAAGAAGUGGCCGAGGGAUGCUGCAGGCCACUGCUGCUGGAAGACCCCACGCAGCACCAGGCAGCCCCGGGGAUACAGACCACCACGGUUAAACACACAAGUAAACAACAACAAUGCCAGCCGUUCAGCUUACACAGGAAGGUCUGCUGGCCACAAGACUACUGCCACAAACCAGCUGGCAAUACCACCAGUGACUUGUGGGUGUGGUGUGGUGUGGUGUGGUGACUGGCCACAAGACUACUGCCACAAACCAGCUGGCAAUACCACCAGUGACUUGUGGGUGUGGUGUGGUGUGGUGUGGUGACUGGCCACAAGACUACUGCCACAAACCAGCUGGCAAUACCACCAGUGACUUGUGGGUGUGGUGUGGUGUGGUGUGGUGACUGGCCACAAGACUACUGCCACAAACCAGCUGGCAAUACCACCAGUGACUUGUGGGUGUGGUGUGGUGUGGUGUGGUGACUGGCCACAAGACUACUGCCACAAACCAGCUGGCAAUACCACCAGUGACUUGUGGGUGUGGUGUGGUGUGGUGUGGUGACUGGCUCAAAGGUUUAUCCUGAAAUGUGAUCUUGACACACCUGCUCACCCACACUGGGGAAAGGAAGUGCAGCAGGUGUGGUGUUUGUGGCUGUGCUCAUCACUUUUUUCUUUAUUUUUUAGCUUCUUGAUCAAUAAAGUGUUAUCAGCCUUGUA
Scylla paramamosain (green mud crab) is the source of this 4162-nucleotide messenger RNA. RefSeq names its product gastrula zinc finger protein XlCGF57.1-like. Gene Ontology annotation, biological process: regulation of transcription by RNA polymerase II. The record is from RefSeq and is a predicted model, not a curated record. Gene Ontology annotation, molecular function: DNA-binding transcription factor activity, RNA polymerase II-specific. The coding region runs from base 1323 to 3020 and encodes 565 amino acids. The transcript is spliced from 8 exons. Lineage: Eukaryota; Metazoa; Arthropoda; Malacostraca; Decapoda; Portunidae. Gene Ontology annotation, cellular component: nucleus.